UUGACUUUGGGGACCAAACAUAAGAAGACAAAACUCUGUGAGAGAAAGAGUUGUAAUUAAUUAACCUUAUCCGUUUGUUCGAUUCCCAAAGCGAGAAACUUUGACGAAUUGAGUUAUGAGAGAGAGAAGAUGGAGGAGGAUCAGAAAAGGAAGCGAAACACAUCAAGAAGAAGAUCUAUCAUCAUCAAUCUCAAAGACAUUCCUCCUCUGGAUCCUUCUUCUAUCCCCCCCACACCCUCCUCUCUGAAGCCAGGAACAAUGAUGGUGCCAGGUACUGUGCCAAAGCAGAGAUACCAAGAGAUGAGGCUUGAAGAAGACAAUGUCAAGUCUUCCUUCUCUAACAUUCAGAUCGAUCCUAAUAGCACAAGAAGCGUAAGCACCACACAAGAGAAUCACCCUGUUCUCAAUCCUGUAGAAGACCCCAAAUCAAUAUCUAAAGAUGAGACUAAGAAAUGUUCAGCAAAAUCAUUGUUACACGAAAUGUGUAUUUCCAAGAGAUGGAAACCUCCUGUUUAUGAUUGCUGCAAUGUUGAUGGACCUUGUCACAUGAGAUUGUUUACAUACAAAGUUGUGGUUGAGAUUAGAGAUUCUUCAGGAAAAACUGUUUUGGAAUGUUUUGGGGAUCCCAAACACAAGAAGAAAGCUGCUGCUGAGCAUGCAGCUGAAGGAGCUCUCUGGUAUCUUGACCAUGCAAAGCCAAACCAGAAAAAAGCUGCAUCAGUAACUCAUCAUCAUCUACUCAGAUGAAGUAACCUGGGAGUUUAGUAGAGUCUUUAUACAUUUCUAACAAGGGAGGGAUGCCUAAAAGAUAUUGCUAUCUGUUAAUUUGUUUUGGUCCUCAUAUCUCAAUCCUUAUGCUAUUUUAUAAUAUUUGUAAUGUGAAAUCUUAUUAGUUUUGUAAAGACAAUAGAACAAGAAUAUCUCAAAACAAAUAAAGCAGCCAACAGCCACUGCUAGUCAGAGAAACAUUAUUUGUGUUCUUUUUGCAGUAUUUUUCUAAUGAUGAAGGUGGUGGUUUAUUUUUCAA
Brassica napus (rape) is the source of this 1027-nucleotide messenger RNA. Its product is annotated as ribonuclease 3-like protein 1. The coding region runs from base 130 to 747 and encodes 205 amino acids. The record is from RefSeq and is a predicted model, not a curated record. Lineage: Eukaryota; Viridiplantae; Streptophyta; Magnoliopsida; Brassicales; Brassicaceae. The transcript is spliced from 4 exons.